Molecule: messenger RNA, 355 nt
Organism: Cooperia oncophora
Lineage: Eukaryota; Metazoa; Nematoda; Chromadorea; Rhabditida; Trichostrongylidae
Source: the annotation of a GenBank genome assembly
AUGAACGCUCUUACCUCGAAGACGUCACCAAAUAUUAUUGAUGCUGAUGUGACUGUCAGUGGAUUGUUAGCAAGCUUGAUCAAGAUGAAAAAUGGCAAUUGCUUCAAUGUCAUGAAUGGGAUGCCAGCUUCAGCAAGUCAAGAAAGGGCUCAAGCAGCUCUUAACCUGACUCCAGAGAAUCGGCAUGCGCUCACUAAUAUUUGUGACAUCAUUGCCGAUUGGUUGCGCUGUCUACUUAGCUUUAUUCGAGAUAAUGUUGAGCAGAAGUUGAUAAGCGAUCAGCGUUGUGAAGUGAUGUUUGAUCGAGCCGUUUCGCCAGUUCACACAAUUCGUGUAUCUACCGUUUCUGCAGAGG